Messenger RNA from Dalotia coriaria, 2627 nucleotides. RefSeq lists its product as uncharacterized. NCBI's taxonomy places the organism in Eukaryota, Metazoa, Arthropoda, Insecta, Coleoptera, Staphylinidae. Bases 455 to 2575 code for a protein of 706 amino acids. The transcript has a single exon. The record is from RefSeq and is a predicted model, not a curated record.
AGCGCUAACAACCAACGGAUUAAAGAAUAGGAAACUUUGGAAAAUACGAUAAGAAAUUAAUUAAAUUUCGUAAGGUUAAAGUUCAGAAAUCAUGACUAAAAGUGCUAAUUUGUGAUUUUCUUCAAUUACAGUUUUUUCAAUUGCGAAUAUCUCCUAAACUAAAAACAAUAGAUAGGAGCGAUAUUUAAAAAAAUGUUUUACACGAACUAAUAAUGAUUUAUACAUUUAUUUUAGUUUAUAACUAAUUUAUUUCUAAUUAAAUUCUAGUUAUUAUAGGAGAAACUCUCUGCCAACGCUAUUACACAACUUUAAAUAAAUUACUUCAAUCUACUCGUUCUGUAUGCAACCAACUGAACGUUUUAACCUUUCUUUCGGCCUGUACACUUCCCAUGCACGUUUUCUAUUCAGUUUUACCGACUUCUUACCUUAAAACACUGUUGACUGGUGAUACACGAUGAAUACUUCAUCUGAAUCAAUUCCUAUUAGUGAAAUAUUUAAUUUUAUACCAAUCAAUGGAAUCCCAAGUCUUGAACAUAUCGCCAAAGAAACAAAUCUUCAAAGGUUGUACAUAAACUUAAGACUUUAUUUACAAGGCAUAGAACUAGGCACUCACAAUAAACAAAACUUCUCAUUAGAUUUUAUUCUAAAUCAAGCCACACAUGAAAACAUAACAGACAUUUGUAAAAUUAUCAAAUGUGCAUUGCAAUUACAAUCAAAUACAGAUGAAUAUGAAAAGAUAAUCAAAAAUCACUCCAUGAGAAUAAAUUUGAUAAAUUUAAAGAUAAUAAACACUUUACUUUCAUGUCCUGUUAAAACAGAAUUUAUAAAUAGUAACUUAUUGUCAAAUUAUUUGAAUUAUGCAUAUACUGAAGAAGAGGAACACAAAUGUUUUGUGUCUAGUAUUUUACCAUCAUUUCUAAGCAAAAACAACAAAAAUCUUGAAGUUGUGUGGUGCAAAUGCAUCAGUGACAAAUCUUUAACACUUUUAUCAUCAAUAUCUUCAUCUUAUUUAUUUUCUGAAGCUGGCAUAAAGAUUUUGCAACAAGAACAAUUUUGGGAAUUACUUGUACAUGAAUUAGUUGCCAGUGAAGGGUUUAAAUAUAAAUCAACAAUGUUUCUAUUGAAAUUAUCAUUGAAUAUUUUAAGCCAUUAUAAUGUUACAAUCAAUAAUAAGUACAUAAAUAACACACUUUUGUCAGAAGAUAAUAAAUCAUUUGAUUAUUUUUGUAUUCUCUUAGAUAUUUCCAUUGAAAAGCAGAUACAUUUAAUACAACCAUCGUUAUGUCUUCUAAACAAGAUGUUCUUGCCUACAAUGUGGUUAAAUAUAAUUUACAAAAAAUUCCUCGGUCACUCUAAUAAUACAGUUGCAUUUUAUACACUCAACUACUUUAUGGUGAAUUAUAACGAUACUGAUUUAGAUUUUGGUCCUAUGUUUACUGCAUUAAAUAAAAACGACGAUUCAAAGUUAAGUAAACAUAUUUUACAUCGAUUGCAGCAAUUUUGUAAAGAAUUAUCACAAGAAAAGUAUGAAAAAUUACUAUCAGACAGUUUAGGAGUAAACUGGAACCCGGUUGCUUUUUAUAAUUUUUAUCAACAUGUUUUAGUUGACAAUAAACAUCUUGAUUGUAAUAUAACACUGGAAAUAAUCCGAAAUUGCAAGAAACUACCUCAUAAAUACAUAAGGCAAGGUGUUAUGUUUAUUUUAUUUACAAAACUAAAAGAUCAAAUUACAAUGUGUGAAGAAGUUUCGAUUGCAAAAUACAUAAACAUUAUUUUAGAACUUAUGUUGGAUGAAGCCUACUACAGAUAUGCCACAAAAUUAAUCAAUAUGAGUAAGUUGACUGUUCCAGAUGAAUUUAUUCAAGAAUUACUAGGAUUUUUAUCAGAUCCUAAUACUGUAAACAUAAAAAUCAAAGUUGAUUUCUUAAUUGAGAUCACCGAGCGAAAAAACGUUCCGGAUUUGCUUGUGAAAGGUUUAUAUCAGGAUUUUAAAAAGAGAAAAUACGCCACGAUUGUUCUGGAUCGUUUGUCGUAUUUGUAUCUUGUUAAACCUUCAGAUUUGCAAGAUUAUUUAAUGGAAAGGUUGGAUUCGAAGGAAGAGGCUCAUUCGAUUCGACAUAUGGAUAAACCUAGUUAUGAUUUGGUCUCAAAGUCAAUCGGUAUCUUAACUUCGAAUAAACUUGUUUCUUGUAAUCAACAAUUGCUUGCUUUCGAAGUACUUUUUUAUAUGACCAAGAAUAACUAUACUGUUGUAUAUAAUCAUUGGUUUAACAAGAUUUUAAAUAAGUCUGAAGUAAUUUUGCCUAGUCUUGCAUUGAAUUUUGUUAAUUUAUUGAUUAAGAUUCCUACCAAUUUUGGCAGACAACAUUUUGUAAGAUUGUUGAAUGUUUAUGAAGAGUUUUUCAAUAGUCAGCGCGAUGAUGUCUUGGUGAGAAUUUAUAGAAAUUUUGAUUUUAUUAUGGAGAAUAUUGAUAGUAGAAAUUUAAGUUUUUUGGAAAUUGCUUGCAAUAAGAUUUUCUAUUUGAAAGCAAGAGAUGAUGUGGAAAAUUCGAUCAGGUAUUUAGUUAGAGUAUAGCGUUGAAUUAUAAAACAAUAAAUAAAGAAGUUUUGGAGUUUUUAUUGAAAAA